CAUUUUCACUCUAUAGGGACCCCAUAAUGAAGAACCAGGACAACAAGUAAGUAACCACUAACCACUGCGUCAGUGAAAUAGAUCCCAAGAACCAACAAGCUCUGAUUUAACGACGAUGGCCUGAACCAACCAUCAAGCUUCUUCUCGAAGUUUCAAUCUCAAUAUGGAAGCAGUUUCUUAUUCAAUUCCCUCCUCUACCAAAUUCCAAUCACUUCAUAUUUACACCAAACCCACUCGCUCCAAACUCACUCUUCGCCCGCAUCAAAUUUCAAUCAAACCUUUCUAUUCUUCCAAAUUCCUCAUUCUCCACCACCACCGCCUCCGCUGCGUCGCCGCCGAAUCCACCAGUAACCACCACCACAAUCAUAACCACCAUGACCACCACCACGACCACGAGCACCACCAUAAUCACCACCACCAUCAUCACCACCACUCACACGGCACCGAUGACGCCAAUCUCACGGGGCCGCAAAAAGCGAUCAUCGGGUUCGCCAAAGCCACUAGAUGGAUGGACUUGGCGAAUGUCCUGAGGGAGCAUUUGCAUCUAUGCUGCAUCUCCGCGGCUUUGUUCGUCGCCGCCGCGAUUUGCCCUCACACCUUGCCUAAACCCUUGAUCAAGCCUUUGCAAAACACACUCAUUUUCAUGGCUUUUCCUUUGGUUGGGGUUUCUGCGUCACUUGAUGCUCUUAUUGAAAUUAGUAGUGGAAAAGUGACUAUCCAUGUGUUAAUGGCAAUGGCUGCCUUUGCAUCGAUAUUUAUGGGAAAUGCUGUGGAAGGAGGGUUACUUCUUGCCAUGUUUAAUCUCGCGCAUAUAGCUGAAGAGUAUUUCACCGGCCGUUCGAUGGUUGAUGUUAAAGAGUUGAAGGAGAAUUAUCCAGAUUUUGUGCUUGUUUUGGAUACGAAGGAUGAUAAACUCCCUAACACAGUUGACUUGGCAUACAAGAGAGUUCCCGUGCAUGAUGUGACUGUAGGAUCAUAUAUUCUGGUUGGUGCUGGCGAGUCUGUGCCUGUAGAUUGUGAAGUUUUCCAAGGCGGUGCUACAAUUACCAUUGAGCAUUUGACAGGGGAAGUCAAACCUCUGGAGGCCAAGGUUGGAGAUAGAAUUCCUGGUGGUGCUCGGAACUUAGAUGGUAGAAUAAUUGUAAAGGUGAUGAAGACAUGGAAGGAAUCAACACUCAGCAGAAUUGUGCAGUUGACUGAAGAAGCGCAGUUGAAUAGACCUAACCUUCAAAGGUGGCUGGAUAAAUUUGGUGAACGUUACAGCAGAGUUGUUGUGGUGUUAUCAAUUGCUGUUGCUGUUAUUGGACCACUUGUAUUUAAGUGGCCAUUCUUUAGUACACCAGCUUGCAGAGGUUCAAUUUACAGAGCCCUAGGGCUCAUGGUUGCAGCAUCACCGUGUGCCUUGGCUGUGGCCCCAUUGGCUUAUGCUACAGCAAUAAGCUCCUGUGCAAAAAAGGGGAUAUUACUCAAAGGUGGACAUGUUCUGGAUGCUCUAGCUUCUUGUCAUACUAUUGCAUUUGACAAAACCGGGACAUUGACAACUGGUGGACUUGUAUUCAAGGCAAUUGAGCCCAUUUAUGGUCAUCACAUUAUAAACAAGGAAGCGAACAUAUCUUCCUGUUGCAUUCCCACCUGUGAAAAAGAAGCUCUUGCUGUUGCUGCAGCUAUGGAAAAGGGCACUACCCACCCAAUUGGAAGGGCUGUGGUUGACCAUAGUGAAGGCAAAGACCUCCCAUCUGUUUCUGUUGAAAGUUUUGAAUACUUUCCUGGUAGAGGCCUGACUGCUACUGUUAACAGCAUUGAGUCAGGAAACGGAGGUGCUAAACUAUUGAAAGCAUCACUCGGGUCUGUAGACUUCAUCACUUCAUUUUGUCAAUCUGAAGACGAAUUAAAAAAGAUUAAGGAAGCUGUUGAUACAUCUUCCUAUGGAGGAGAAUUUGUCCAUGCUGCCCUUUCAGUUAAUCAGAAGGUAACAUUGAUUCAUCUAGAGGACAGGCCUCGUCCAGGGGUUUUUAAUGUUAUUCAGGAGUUGCAAGAUGAAGCAAAGCUUCGUGUGAUGAUGUUGACUGGUGAUCAUGAAUCUAGUGCAAAGAGAGUUGCAAGUGCCGUGGGCAUCAAUGUGUUUCAUUGCAAUCUGAAGCCCGAAGAUAAGCUGAGUCAUGUAAAGGAUAUCUCAAGAGAUAUGGGGGGAGGCUUAAUUAUGGUUGGUGAAGGUAUUAAUGAUGCCCCAGCACUUGCUGCUGCAACUGUUGGAAUUGUUCUUGCACAACGUGCUAGUGCAACUGCCAUAGCUGUUGCAGAUGUAUUGUUACUUCGAGAAAAUAUUUCUGCAGUGCCUUUUUGUAUUGCCAAGUCUCGUCAAACAACUUCACUGAUUAAACAAAAUGUGGCUCUGGCGUUGACCUCUAUUAUCAUGGCUUCUCUUCCGUCAGUUUUAGGAUUUGUGCCAUUGUGGUUAACGGUUCUUUUACAUGAAGGUGGAACCCUGCUUGUUUGUCUCAAUUCAAUACGUGCUUUAAAUGAACCAUCUUGGUCCUGGAAGCAGGAUGUAUUAAAUUUGAUUACCGAGGUUAAAUCUAAACUCCUAUCUCUGAGGACAAAUAUCACUGGCCCAAGCAGCAUCACAACGGCAAAAUUGUGACCGUAGCAUUGUUUGAAGUAGUGUGUUGUAGAUUAAUAUUGUGUUUAUUGAGGAGAGUCUCAAUACCACUUGUAUAUCAGUAGGCAUCUUUUUCAUCCCAGAUGAUUGAGCAUCCCCUAUUUAUUGAGGUUAGUUCCCUAUUUUAAACCCUCGUGUUCCCUUCCAAUCAAUAACAAAAAUGGGAUAUGAAGGGAAAAAUAUGCACGUACACUUUGCUGUCAAAAGUUGAUAGAAAAUAAAGAUAAGAUGUAUAUGGUGAAA
Messenger RNA from Lotus japonicus, 2902 nucleotides. RefSeq names its product probable cadmium/zinc-transporting ATPase HMA1, chloroplastic. The transcript has 13 exons. Gene Ontology annotation, cellular component: membrane. Lineage: Eukaryota; Viridiplantae; Streptophyta; Magnoliopsida; Fabales; Fabaceae. Bases 164 to 2641 code for a protein of 825 amino acids. The record is from RefSeq and is a predicted model, not a curated record. Gene Ontology annotation, biological process: monoatomic cation transport. Gene Ontology annotation, molecular function: ATP hydrolysis activity; ATP binding; ATPase-coupled monoatomic cation transmembrane transporter activity.